Octodon degus (degu) is the source of this 3834-nucleotide messenger RNA. RefSeq names its product calcium/calmodulin dependent protein kinase II gamma (gene Camk2g). The coding region runs from base 135 to 1901 and encodes 588 amino acids. The record is from RefSeq and is a predicted model, not a curated record. Gene Ontology annotation, cellular component: cytoplasm; neuron projection. NCBI's taxonomy places the organism in Eukaryota, Metazoa, Chordata, Mammalia, Rodentia, Octodontidae. Gene Ontology annotation, biological process: protein phosphorylation. The transcript has 23 exons. Gene Ontology annotation, molecular function: calcium/calmodulin-dependent protein kinase activity; ATP binding; calmodulin binding.
UCUCCCCGGUAAAGUCUCGCGGUGCUGCCGGGCUCAGCCCGUCUCCUCCUCUGGCUCCCUCGGCCGGGCGGCGGUGACUGUGCACCGACGUCGGCGCGGGCUGCAGCGCCGCGUCCGCCCGCCCGCCCGCCAGCAUGGCCACCACCGCCACCUGCACCCGCUUCACCGACGACUACCAGCUCUUCGAGGAGCUCGGCAAGGGUGCUUUCUCCGUGGUCCGCAGGUGUGUGAAGAAAACCUCUACACAGGAAUAUGCAGCAAAAAUCAUCAAUACUAAGAAGUUGUCUGCCCGGGAUCACCAGAAACUAGAACGUGAGGCCCGGAUAUGCCGACUUCUGAAACAUCCAAACAUUGUGCGCCUCCAUGACAGUAUUUCUGAAGAAGGGUUUCACUACCUCGUGUUUGACCUUGUUACUGGUGGGGAACUCUUUGAAGACAUUGUGGCCAGAGAGUACUACAGUGAAGCAGAUGCCAGCCACUGUAUACAUCAGAUUUUGGAGAGUGUUAACCACAUUCACCAGCAUGACAUUGUCCACCGGGAUCUGAAGCCUGAGAACCUGCUGCUGGCGAGUAAAUGCAAGGGUGCUGCUGUCAAGCUGGCUGAUUUUGGCCUUGCCAUCGAAGUGCAGGGAGAGCAGCAGGCCUGGUUUGGUUUUGCUGGCACCCCAGGUUACUUGUCCCCUGAGGUCUUGAGGAAAGAUCCCUAUGGAAAACCUGUGGAUAUCUGGGCCUGCGGGGUCAUCCUGUAUAUCCUCCUGGUGGGCUACCCUCCCUUCUGGGAUGAGGAUCAGCACAAGCUGUAUCAGCAGAUCAAGGCCGGAGCCUACGAUUUCCCAUCACCGGAAUGGGACACAGUAACUCCCGAAGCCAAGAACUUGAUCAACCAGAUGCUCACCAUAAACCCAGCAAAGCGCAUCACAGCUGACCAGGCUCUCAAGCACCCAUGGGUCUGCCAACGAUCCACCGUGGCCUCUAUGAUGCAUCGUCAAGAGACUGUGGAGUGCUUGCGCAAGUUCAACGCCCGGAGGAAACUGAAGGGUGCCAUCCUCACGACCAUGCUUGUGUCCAGGAACUUUUCAGUUGGCAGGCAGAGCUCCGCCCCCGCCUCGCCUGCCGCGAGCGCCGCCGGCCUGGCCGGGCAAGCUGCCAAAAGCCUACUAAACAAGAAGUCGGAUGGUGGUGUCAAGAAAAGGAAGUCAAGCUCCAGCGUGCACCUAAUGCCACAGAGCAACAACAAAAACAGUCUCGUAAGCCCAGCCCAAGAGCCCGCGCCCUUGCAGACCGCCAUGGAGCCACAAACCACCGUGGUGCACAAUGCUACAGAUGGGAUCAAGGGCUCUACAGAGAGCUGCAACACUACUACAGAAGAUGAGGACCUCAAAGCUGCCCCGCUCCGCACUGGGAAUGGCAGCUCGGUGCCUGAAGGACGGAGCUCCUGGGACAGAACAGCCCCCUCUGCAGGCAUGCAGCCCCAGCCUUCUCUCUGCUCCUCAGCCAUGCGAAAACAGGAAAUCAUUAAAAUCACAGAGCAGCUGAUUGAAGCCAUCAACAAUGGGGACUUUGAAGCUUACACGAAGAUUUGUGACCCAGGCCUUACUUCAUUUGAACCAGAGGCCCUUGGUAACCUCGUGGAAGGGAUGGAUUUCCAUAAGUUUUACUUUGAGAAUCUCCUGUCCAAGAACAGCAAGCCCAUCCACACCACCAUCCUAAAUCCACAUGUCCACGUGAUCGGGGAGGACGCAGCUUGCAUCGCCUACAUCCGUCUCACCCAGUAUAUCGACGGGCAGGGUCGGCCUCGCACCAGCCAAUCAGAGGAGACGCGGGUCUGGCACCGCCGGGAUGGCAAAUGGCUCAAUGUCCACUAUCACUGCUCAGGGGCCCCUGCCGCACCGCUGCAGUGAGCUCAGCCACAGGGGCAUUAGGAGAUUCCAGCUGGAGGUCGAACCUUCGCAGCCAGUGGCUCUGGAGGGCCUGAGUGACAGCGGCAGUUCUGUUCGUUUGAGGUUUAAAACAAUUAAAUUACAAAGCGGCAGCAGCCAAUGCACGCCCCUGCAUGCAGCCCUCCCGCCCGCCCUUCGUGUCUGUCUCUGCUGUACCGAGGUGUUUUUUACAUUUAAGGAAAAAAAAAAAAAAAGAUUGUUUAAAAAAAAAAAAUGGAAUCGUACCAUGAUGCGUUUUAAAACCACCGAUAGCCCUUGAGCCAGCAAGAAGGCAAGAGUUUGUGAGAUGCCCAUCCUGGCAUGAACAGCGGGCUCGCCCACCAGCCCUGGAGAGGUGAACUUGGCCUCAGGCUGCCAUGGACUCAGGGGGACCAGGCAAGGACUCUGACAGAGCUUUGGGGCCCAGGAAGUGAUUGUAGCCCCUGAGGUGGCCUGCUUACCCCAGGUCUAGUCGUGGACUUCUUCAGAACCUGCAGAGGCGCCUAAAAAGAGGCUGACGGAAACACCAUGGCCAUCAGGCCUACUUGGGAGAGAAUGUAGAGCUCCCAGCCUGCUACAGAAGCAGCUGAGAAGCAGCGGCCUUAGGACUGAUGGCCCGGACUUUGCUGUUCCGCUCAAUUUAGUGUAGAAAGGAAGAGAAUUGGUGCUGCAGAAGUGUGUCCGCUAUGAAACUGUUGAGAAACCUCAUGUUAGCCUGACAUGCACUCACGCAUCCAUUUCUAAAGGGUGCACAACGCAUGUGGGCCCUGAUUGUGAAGCCUGCUCCCUGCAGCUGGGAAGGAAAGGGGUUGCUGCUUUGCGUCAUGAUUGUUUUCUUAAUAACAUAGCAAUGAGAGAGUCAGGCCCUGGUCAGGGCUCCCCUUGCUGCCUUUGGCAGUUCUGUUUCUGCUUAUCUGGACCAUCUAAGUCUUGCCUUUCUAUGAUGGUGGUCCCUUGCUGACCCUCAUCUGGGCCUGGGUCCCCAGCCAAGUGCCCUGUGGGACCGGAGAAGUGAGGCAGUGCCGUAAGAGGUGGUGGUUGUUUCUAUGCAUUCAGGCUGCCCUCAGGGCUGCCUCCCUUCUUCCUCUUCCCUUGCUGCACGUCCAUCUCUACCCCAGUCUCAGACCUGAUUGCUCUGGCAAGAAGAGGAAGUGUCCUCUUUAAAGGAGCCCCUUUGCUGACCAAUUGAAGUGUAGACUUACUGCUGGACAAUCUGCAUGGGCAUCACCCCUCACACCUGCAUGUACCAGAAAAGGCAUCUAGAACCAAGGCUCCUAUACUCAUUGUCCCUCUCUGUGCUCAAGGAGUAUCAUUCCAGGAGGAAAAGAUCAGUGCCCUAAACAGAUAACAGAAGAUAACGGAGGAGGAUUGGUCACAGCUUUGGCUUCCCCCCAAAUCAACCGUGCAUAUGUAUCUGCACAAAUACCUGCACUUUAGGGGGAAGGUGGGUAGACUCCAGCUCCCUGGACUACCUUCAGGAGGAGCAGGAGCUUCAAGAAGAGGCAAAAGCAACAGGUGUACUUUGGAGCCAGCUGAGAAGAGCGCAAACUCACAGGUGCUGGUGCUUGGAUUUAGCCAGGCCCCUCAAGCACCUCAUGCAUGCCCCAGCCCCUGGGCCCUUGCUCCUUCCUGCCCUGCAGCCUGCAGUACCAGCUCGCAGACACCUUCACCACAGGGUUUGGUUUUGUUGGCUUGAAGACACGGUCUUAGAGUUCAUUGAGACCCAUAGCUUCAUAUGGCUGCUCCAGCCCUACUUCUUAGCAUUCUUACUCCUCUUUGGGGGCUAAUGUCAGCAUCUAUAGACAAUAGACUAUUAAAGAUCAUCUUUUAAACAGGAAAUGGAAGGCAUUUGAUGCAGAAUUUUUGCAUGAUGACAUAGAAAUAAUUUAAAAAUAGUGUUUGUUCUGAAUGUUGG